AUGUGUGCACUAUUCCCUUCAUUGUUUCCAAAUUUUGGUUGGCCGUCGACAGCAGGUUACGAGAGCUACUACCUCGGCGGAGAAAACCUCAACGACAUGUUUCUUGAUGUUCCGGUACCGGAAACGUAUGAAGUGGCUCAUCAUCAGAAUGAACAUCAGAUUUUUAAGAUUAGGAACCGCUUUUGGGCUUGUUCACAUCAUUUACCAUAUCAAUUAGUUUUAAGUUGGAUCUCCAUGAAACCUAAUAUAUCGAAUAACUAUAAGAAGCUAAGUAUUUCUGCCACCGUUUCACGAGGCUUGAAAUACAUACCAGAGUUGGAAGAGCAAGUGAAGAAGUUAUUACAAAAGAAGGAAGAACUCUUGGUGCGAGUAUCAGGUCAAAGAGACAUUGAACAUUACGUUAAGCCACAACCAAAGACAGUUGCAUGUUAUGUCUCCACUGUUUCCGCGACUAAGCUUGGAGACAACGAAGUGAUGGUCCAAAUUUCAUCAUCCAAGAUCCACAACUUCUCGAUAUCCACUGUAUUAACUGGGUUAGAAGAAGAUGGUUUUGUUCUUGUGGAUAUUUCAUCUUCAAGGUCUCAAGGGGAAAGGCUUUUCUACGCUUUGCAUCUUCAAAUGGACAAUAUGGAUAAUCAUUACAAAAUAAAUUGCGAAGAGUUAAGUGAAAGGAUGUUGCACUUGUAUGAGAAAAUAUGAAAAUUCGUUUAGGUGAUUAAUUCAUACAACUGUUGUACAUAGUUUAUUAUA
Raphanus sativus (radish) is the source of this 750-nucleotide messenger RNA. Its product is annotated as transcription factor ORG2-like. Lineage: Eukaryota; Viridiplantae; Streptophyta; Magnoliopsida; Brassicales; Brassicaceae. Gene Ontology annotation, molecular function: DNA-binding transcription factor activity, RNA polymerase II-specific; RNA polymerase II transcription regulatory region sequence-specific DNA binding. The record is from RefSeq and is a predicted model, not a curated record. Gene Ontology annotation, cellular component: RNA polymerase II transcription regulator complex. Bases 1 to 699 code for a protein of 232 amino acids. The transcript has 3 exons. Gene Ontology annotation, biological process: regulation of transcription by RNA polymerase II.